Arachis ipaensis is the source of this 2485-nucleotide messenger RNA. NCBI's taxonomy places the organism in Eukaryota, Viridiplantae, Streptophyta, Magnoliopsida, Fabales, Fabaceae. The record is from RefSeq and is a predicted model, not a curated record.
UCUUCCCCCCAAUUUACACUCACUUUCACACACAGACGCCAAGAAAGAAACCAUACGCCAAGAAAGAAAGAAAGAAAGAAAGAAACCAUUUUUUCACAUCCUCAGUAGUAAAAACCCUAAUCUUCGAUCGCUCUCCUCUUCCUCUCUCUAAAACCCUAAUAUCCGAUCCUCCAGAUCGCUUCGCCCAUCAAAUCCCCGCUCCCCAAUCGCUAAGCUUUCCUAUUGCGCCACCAAUUUUCCUCCUAGGGUUUGUUCUGAUUGAAAUUCCGUCAAGGCUGGCGGCUACCCGGGUCAUGUAAAUGGCGGAUCCGCCAACAAUCCGCCCCUGCAAGCGUUGUGUUACAGUUAUAGAUACAGUUACGGGCGGUAGCAUAGGAAGCAGAAGCAGCAGCAGAAGGAGAAGAGUGGUGUUGAUAGGGUCAGAGAGCUGUGAAGAUUGCGAAGAGUGAAGCAUGCUGAGCGUGGUGCGAGUGCACCUCCCUUCCGAUAUUCCCAUCGUAGGAUGUGAGUUAACACCUUAUGUGCUCCUCCGCCGCCCUGACAGGACCGUUACCACCGAUGAUGUUUCCGAGAUCAACCCCUUAGAUGGCCAUUUCUUGCGUUACAAGUGGUAUCGUGUACAAAGUGAUAAAAAAGUUGCUGUUUGUAGCAUACAUCCAUCCGAGCAGGCCACACUGCAGUGCCUAGGUUGUGUUAAGGCUAAAAUACCUGUUGCCAAAAGUUACCAUUGCACUCCAAAGUGUUUUUCAGAUGCAUGGCAGCAUCAUCGUGUCUUACAUGACCGUGCUGCAAGCGCAGUUAAUGACAACGGAAAUGAAGAGGAGGAGUUAUUUGGGCGAUUUAAUAAUUCUGGUUCUGGGUCUUCCAAUACCACCUUAUCUGCCUCUGCUUCAAGUGCUAGCCUGACAAAUGGAGCUGCACCUGUGUAUCCGGCAGCAAUUACACAACGAAGUGGUGGUGAAACGUGGUUUGAAGUUGGACGUUCUAAGACAUACACCCCUACUGCUGAUGACAUUGGUCAUGUACUUAAGUUCGAGUGUGUUGUAGUUGAUGCAGAGACAAAACUUACCGUGGGGCAUUCUAGCACUCUACUAACAUCCCGCGAAUGAUACCUGUUGAUGGGAUGGGGCAUUUAGAUGCAGAAGGGCGUAUAACAUCUUCGGGAUCUUUUACGGUUCUAUCAUACAACAUAUUGUCUGAUUCAUAUGCCUCAAGUGAAUUAUACAAUUACUGCCCUUCGUGGGCUCUUUCGUGGCCUUAUCGCAGGCAAAAUUUGUUACGAGAAAUAGUUGGUUACCGUGCUGAUAUUAUUUGUCUUCAGGAGGUUCAAAGUGAUCAUUAUGAGGAAUUUUUUGCCCCUGAACUGGAUAAACAUGGUUAUUAUGGUCUUUACAAGAAAAAAACAAAUGAGGUAUUCCUUGGUAAUGCCAAUACAAUUGAUGGUUGUGCGACAUUUUUUCGUAGAGACAGAUUUUCACAUGUGAAAAAAUACGAGGUUGAAUUUAAUAAGGCUGCACAGUCAUUAACAGAUGCAAUGAUUCCAACCUCUCAGAGGAAAACUGCCUUGAAUCGGCUGGUUAAGGAUAAUGUUGCACUAAUAGUUGUACUAGAAGCAAAGGUAAACAAUCAGCCUGUUGACAAUCCUGGGAAAAGACAGCUUCUUUGUGUGGCAAAUACACAUGUCAAUGUGCAUGACGAUUUAAAGGAUGUCAAACUCUGGCAGGUGCAUACACUUUUAAAAGGAUUGGAGAAAAUCGCUGCCAGUGCAGACAUUCCAAUGUUGGUUUGUGGAGACUUUAACUCAGUUCCAGGAAGUGCUCCUCAUUCUCUUCUUGCAAUGGGAAAGGUAGAUCCUUCACAUCCUGAUUUAGCUGUUGACCCACUUACUAUAUUGCACCCUCGUACCAAGUUGGUUCACCAAUUGCCACUGGUCAGUGCAUAUUCAUCUUUUGCAAGAACAAUUGGUGUUGGGUAUGAGCAGCAUAGACGGAGAUUGGACAGCACAACAAAUGAACCUUUAUUCACCAAUGUCACUAGAGAUUUUAUUGGAUCUCUAGAUUACAUAUUCUACACAGCGGAUUCCUUGGUUGUGGAGUCGUUGUUGGAGCUAUUGGACGAGGAAAGUUUGAGGAAGGAUACAGCUCUUCCUUCACCCGAAUGGUCCUCAGAUCAUAUAGCUCUGUUAGCUGAGUUCCGCUGCUGCAAAAAUAGAUCUAGGCGCUGACUCAUAAGGUCGGAUCCGGAUAUACGUAAACAAAAAGGUUGAAAGAAUCAAGCAUUUAGUUGACAAGAUAUUGUAAGAGUGGUAGAUCAUGGCCUUUGUCUUUUUUCCCAGGUAUCUCCCAUGUGGGGGUCCUUGCAAUGAUCUGCUUUGUAUCAUGCUACCUUUGUUUCAUAGAAAAUUUAUCAUCCCUUUUACUGAUUUGCUUACUUCACCCUCCUCUUCCCUAAUAUAUAUAUUUUUUAUAAAGUGAAAGCUUUCUUA